This is a messenger RNA of Xyrauchen texanus (razorback sucker), 1158 nucleotides long. RefSeq names its product sentrin-specific protease 5-like. The transcript has 7 exons. Gene Ontology annotation, biological process: proteolysis. Bases 534 to 1112 code for a protein of 192 amino acids. Gene Ontology annotation, molecular function: cysteine-type peptidase activity. NCBI's taxonomy places the organism in Eukaryota, Metazoa, Chordata, Actinopteri, Cypriniformes, Catostomidae. The record is from RefSeq and is a predicted model, not a curated record.
AGCAUAAUCAUAUUUUCUGUCUACACCUUUUGAUGUUAGCCUUACGUUGACUGAGCUAACAUUAACAUACACUGCUGCUAGGUAACUUCAGACUGUUAGUUAAAUAUUUAAUGUAGAACAUUCUGUGUAGCUUACUAAAAAAACAUUAUGUGUAGGCCUACCAUGAAAACGAGUCCACUUUAAACCGCUUUAUUUUCUGUCAGCAAUGUAUGACAAGUAACGCUGCAGUGUGUACGCACCUUUAGUGCUGUCAACGUUAACGUAUGCGAUUUCUUUUUUUUUUUGUCCAGCUUUAAUGUUUUAAAAUAUUUAACACAAUUAACGCUGCAUCCGUUCUUUGUCAUUCUUUAGCUCUUAUUAGUUAUUAGUUUGUCCACCAAAUGCUUUAAACCAUUAAUGUGCGACAAGACAAAAGAGAACGCACUUCAGUAAAUGUCCUCCUCACACGAGACAUAUCCAGCUGCAGACCCGCAGCACCACCAGUUUCAGAACCCCAGCGCCAGAACCUGAAGUGAGGGGCGGAGUUAUUGACAAUGAGACAAGCAUGGCGGAGAGCAUGUAAGAUGACAGCCAAAAUUGCACCUGGCACAUGGGUGCUACUGAAAAACAAGGAUAUCCCCCAACAGAUUGGUGGUGUAGACUGUGGAGUCUUCAUGUUGAUGUAUGCUCUACAUCUUGUCUUGGGAGCACCCUUUGAUUUUACAUCUUGCGACUUUCCAAACAUACGGAGAUGGUGGGCUCUUAUUCUUCUGGAGAACUUUGGGGUUUUCUCUGAAAGUGCAGUAACCCUACAAGAGUCCCUUCCAUGUGAAGAACAAGCUACACUUAGCAGCAGUGAGGCGGAGCUCCCAAUAAUCCAGCACAUGAAAGAAGCUGUGAAAUGGCUCCAUUCCAACAGCCAUCUGCUCAGGGGUCUAGUGGAAGAGCCUCUUUUAAUUCGAAUGAAUGAAGACCACAAGGAAAAGGCCCGCAACAAUCUCCUGGAACAGUCAGAAGCUUCCAGAGAGCCCUUUCUAUUUCAUUUUGUGUUCAGGGAUGACAUGGAGUUAUUUUUACAAGAAUGUAAGGACAAAAUGGGCCUGAGAGUGAAUGCCUCAUUUGAUACAUUUUAAUUUUUAAUUUUAAUUUAUACAGGAUUGUCAUGAUAAAAUGGGCCUA